UUACAUUACCGCUUGAAAUUACAGCUGGCCGCACUUUAUUGAAUGCUUUCCGCUUCGAUGACUAGCGGUAUCCCAACAAGAAGAACCCAUUCGACUGAGACUGCUGCUAUUUCUUGCUUAUUUCUAUCAUCUGAUCAACGGGCAAGGGUUUCCAAACAUCACCAUGGAUUCAACUGGAGAUGAGGAACUAAUCGAAUUUGGUACGGGGACGCGGGCUAGGGUUUCCAAACAUCGGCAUGGAUUCAACUGAAGAUGAGGAACUAAUCGAAUUUGGUAGGGGCACGCGGGCUGGAGUUUCCAAACAUCGCCAUGGAUUCAAAUGAACACAAGAUGAAUGUGUACUUGAAGGUCAUUAAAACGGUUGCCUUAAAGGUGAAGAGAUCAGAGACCACUAAAAAACUGAAGGCAUUGUUUCAUGAGAAGGAAUGCACUCCAGAAAAUCUUCAGGAGCUCUUUUUCACUGAUGAACGUAUACGUGAAGGUCAUCAAAACAGUUGCCUUAAAGGUGAAUAGAUCACAGACAACUAAAAAAUUGAAGGCAUUGUUUCAUAAGAAGGAAGGCACUCCGGAAAAUCUUCAGGAGCUGUUUUUCGCCGGUGAGCAGCUCAAGGAUGACCACAAGCUGGUUGACUAUGGUAUUUGGACGAACUCCACUCUCCAUCUUUUUCUCCAAACUAUAGACAGGAUAAAGCUUCUUGUCUACAUACCAUCAAAUGCAAAACAAUUCAAAGUUGAAGCGAAGUCUUGUGAAACUGUUGAGAACAUUAAACUCUUGAUUCAGACAAAAGAGGGCAUCUAUCAAAGCAAUUCACUCUUUUCUACGGUGGAAAGCUGCUGGAAGAAAACAGGACUUUGGCCUCUCUCAAUAUCCAGUCAGAAUCGAUCCUUUAUUUGGCUUUCAACCCAAGAGAUGUGAUGUCAGUUUCUGUGAAAAUGCCGAAUGGAGAGAUCCUGAUACCUGAAGUCAAGGCAGUAAUUCGGAGUUUCGUUUUUUUUGUGGACAUAGACGAACAGAAUUUAACUUAUGCAGGAAAGCAACUUGAGAACUCAAAGACUUUAGCUUAUUAUGAUAUUAAGAACUCCCUCUUAGAGAUGUUGCCUUUUACCUAUCAGAUAUUUUUGAUGGACUUGGAUGGAAAAACACACUUUCUUAGAGUGUGCAAAGAGGACAGGGUCAGGGAUGUGAAGUCUAAGAUUUUACACAGGUUUGGUGUGCCCGUUCACCGCUAUUAUCUUGCAUAUGCUGGAAAAAUACUCAAGGAUGACAAAGAUUUGGCUACGUGCAAUAUAGUGAAACAUUCGCAUCUCCAUUUAGUUUUUCGAGGUAUCGUACCAAAGUUUUUCCGAAUAUCACUUGGUCAUAUUUCUCUUCCUGAUUUUGUUAUCAAGAACUGCACAGUGAGAGUCGAUUUGGACAAGCAUGCUUCAUUAUUUCAGGUAGAGACUAGAGGGCAAGUUAGCUACUUUGAAAAUAGAGAAAUUUCUGGCUUCCAAAGCUCGUUGAGUCCGCUAAGAGCAGACUUGAGUCACACCAAGUGGAAGUUUUUCAAUUUGAAGUCUAUGCAAGAAGAAGAGCAUGUUGAGCUUCUCACGUUUUUUUCCUACAUUCCGAACCACAUUCACAGGGUCACUGUUAAACAGCUAGCUCAUGAGAAAAACAGAAAGAAUGAGAAUGGGAUUUCUGUGCUCUUGAUCCCACCGGAGCUCCUGUCGCUAGAGAGAAGGAAGCCACAGUUCUCACAAGCAAACUUCCCAUUUGCAAACAGUUACCACCAGGCCACCUUGCUUGCUUUAUAUCUUGUGAAAGGGGUCCAAGCUCCAAAUCAUCAUAUUCCUUUCAGUCCACUGGAAAAUAUGCUGAAUUAUUUUCCUUACGGUAAACUUGGUUUACUCUAUGUGGAAUACGGAAGUGAUUUCAAGACGGACUAUCCAUGGAAAGCGGGAUAUUCGGGUCAACUUAAGCUCACGUCGACUAACCCCUCCCCAAUCCUGUCAAAGCAAAUGAAUAAGGGAAUAAGCCUUGCAGCUUGCUCCCCUGCUGCUCAAAAAUACCUCGUUCAGCUUGCUCCCCUAACAUUGGAUGCUGUUGUGCGCAAAUAUAUGAGAGGACUUCGGGUUGGUGCUAUGCUGGGAACCCAAACAACUCAUGCAACACCCCAUCCGACUGAGACUGCUGCUAUUUCUUGCUAUUUCUAUCAUCUGAUCAAAGGGCUAGGGCUUCCAAACAUCGCCAUGGAUUCAACUGAAGACGAGAUGAAGGUAUACUUAAAGGUCAUCAAAACAGUUGCCUUAAAAGUGAAGACAUCAGAGACAACUAGAAAACUGAAGGCCUUGUUUCAUGACAAGGAAGGCACUCCUGAAAAUCUUCAGGAGCUCUUUUUCUCUGUUAAGCAGCUCGAGGAUGACCACAAGCUCGUUGACCAUGGUAUUCGGACGAACUCCACUCUCCACCUUUACCUCCAAGCUAUAGACAUGAUAAAGCUUCUUGUCUACAUACCAUCAAAUGAGAAAAUACUUGAACUUGAAGCAAAGACUCAUGAAAGUGUCGAGAACAUUAAACUCUUGAUUCAGACAAAAGAGGGCAUCCUAUCAGAACAAUUCACUCUUGUCUACGGUGGAGAGCUGCUGGAUGAUAACAGAACUUUGGCCUCACUCGGUAUCCAGUCAGAAUCAAUGCUUCAUUUGGUUUUCAACCCAAGAGAUGUGGUGUCAGUUUCGGUGAAAAUGCAUAGCGGAGAGAUCCUGAAACUUAAAGUUAAGGUCUUGCAAACUUUUCAAGAUAUCAAGGCAAUAGUGCAGAGUAUGGAGGGUUUUGAGGCUGGCGCUGAGGAUCUAACUUAUGCAGGCAAGCUACUUGAGGAUUCCAAGACUUUAGCUUGUUGUAACAUCAAGGAGAACUCCAUUUUAGAGAUGUUGCCUUUGACCUUUAAGAUUAUGUGAAGGACUGCAAUGGCAAAACUCAAGUUCUUAAGGUGUGCAAAGAGGACAGUCUCUUAGAUGUGAAGAAUAAGAUUCCCGAUAAGCAAGGUGUGCCAGUUGGCGAAAUUCGUAUCGUGUUUGCUUGAAAAGUACAGCAAAAUGAUCAAGAUCUGGCUACCUAUAGUAUUGAGAAAGAUGACAUUCUCUGUGAGUAUUUGGAAAUGUCUGUACUUUUCUGGUGGGCCUUAGGCAAGGUGCUAAUUUGCCUAUAUGUAGUAGAGCCGGCUCUGGUUUUUUGUCCUGUUUCCGGGAUCAAUACCACCACCAUUUAUACCAAACUCCACUACCGUUAGGCUGGGUUUGAAUCAUGGGUUGGUGGAGGGAUUUAAUGUUUUAAUCUUUUCUUUUCUCGUUCCCUUGCUCUCCAUGGCUCCACCAAUAUUCUUGAUCCAAUUACAGCCUUGGUACUUGAAUGCUAUGAUAAGAGAAGAUAAUGAGAAAAUUUAGCGAAUGAUGUAAUAAUCGGCGUGGA
Rhododendron vialii is the source of this 3451-nucleotide messenger RNA. RefSeq lists its product as uncharacterized. The coding region runs from base 916 to 2940 and encodes 674 amino acids. Gene Ontology annotation, biological process: modification-dependent protein catabolic process; protein ubiquitination. Gene Ontology annotation, cellular component: nucleus; cytoplasm. Gene Ontology annotation, molecular function: ubiquitin protein ligase binding; protein tag activity. The record is from RefSeq and is a predicted model, not a curated record. The transcript is spliced from 12 exons. NCBI's taxonomy places the organism in Eukaryota, Viridiplantae, Streptophyta, Magnoliopsida, Ericales, Ericaceae.